AUGCGGAUGGUCUGCUUCCUUCUCAUUGCACUGCUGGGCUGCCCACCCUCUUCAAGUUUCCUCCUCGGCCAUCUUGCCAGCUUCUUCCGGCACCACAACCACACGCAGCACACUGCUGCAGAGGAGCCCAUCAACCGCACAAACGUCCUUGCUGCUGUGAGCCGCCAUGUGAAUUGGGCUUUGCAGAGGCUGUGGUUCGAUGACUCUCAAGGGGCCGAGGGGCUACAGGCAGACUCUGUGUCGGCUCAGAACAGCAGCGACGAGGACACGUCUACAGGUGAACACGCGUCCGAGGACCUAUCUCUAAGGCCUGGCCAUCAGGGCAGGAGGGCAUUCGGAGCUGUGCCCUCUCUCCUGCAAAUCGGACACAGAGGUGAGGAAGGCCAUGCAUGGAGGGACAAAACGAUUGACUGACUCACUCAUGUCAUGUAUGUGUGAUACUACAUUCUCUGUAUGUAAUGCUCAGCGAGGCGUGCUCGGGGAUGGAGGAAGCUGGUGCAACAGACACACAGGCCUGAUGUGACGGAGCGACAGUGCAGCAGCAUGAUGGACGAGGGGCUCACUUACGUUGGCCAGCGGGUGUUCGUCAGGCGGGGUGAGCGCCGCAAUGGUGUGAUCCGGUGGAAGAACUACAAGAGGGUCAGCAGCCUGGAUGCAUCGCUGGUGCCGAAUGACACGGCCAGGGUACCCAUAUUCUCUGCGGGGUGAGUUGAGUGAGAGAGGGAAAGACAACCGACCGCUAUUGGCCAAAGACUGUUAAAUUCAGAUUGGGUGUCACCUUCCCUCUUUCACCACACCACAUUCCCUCAAGACACAGGCGGCAUGUUUGUCUGUGCUGAGUACCCGAGACCUCGAUGGGGACGAGGGCUGGACGAUAUUUGUGCUCUUCAGCACGCCCAGCCCCUCCUCCCUGGCAUCAGUGUUACUGGACAGGACCACGGGGCUCCAGGUGGUCGUGCAGAGGGAUAAGGGCGAAGGGCAAGGGGGGCCGGUGCAUUUUGGCUUGCGAGUGGGCAACGAUUCUGUGGUGGUGCCCACAUCCACUGACCUCCCUGUGAUGCACGCUAUCGUCAUCCGGUUGGUGCCAGACCCAACAGACACACCGAAGCUCAGAGUAUGAAGGGAAAAGAAGAGCGACAAACGCCACAAAGGCCAAGUAAGUGUGCUGCCGUUAUUUCUGUAGGUGUGGGUCUAUCGUGAGAGAUCCCUCUUGACGGCAGAGGAGGGCGACUGGAUCACAGACAGCCGUGCGAUUGAUUCUCUCCACCGGCGGGGGCCAUUCGUUGUCGGAUGUGACCUUUACGGCCACCAUUGCCUCCACGGUAUGUCUUACACACAACACAGAAGAACGAGAUAGUCCGCGGGAUAGCGUCCACGUGAUUCGAUCAGGUUCCAUGCGGUCGCUAAUGGUCCGUUUCCGUCCCUUGACUGGUGACCAAGUCAUCAAAGGGAUGGACGAAAUGGACGCCAUUCUAGGUAUGUAUGAGAAUGAAUAUCGAAGAGAAUUCGCGGGAAAGAGAGAUUUUUGACCUCUUUCUUUUCGUUGUCCUGUCCCUUUUCAGGCCGAUCUGGUUACUGCGGCAACGGCGUUGUAGACGGAGGGGAGGAGUGCGACACGCCAGAAGAUGACGGGACGUGCUCCAUCGGAUGCAAAAGUGACAGACAGACGACACAUGCAGAGACCCCAGAUACAUACACCAAUGAUAUAUAUGGGGUUGUAUCAGAGUUGUGUGAGCCAUGGUUUGAGUACGAGGCCGUCCACCAGCUGAAUCGGCACUACAUAGAGCUUGAGGGCCCAAAAACGACGCCAACACGGAUGCCGGGCGAGACACGGACACUGCGGUGCCAUCUCGGAUACAGCCCCGGACAUCGGCAUACGCACACGCAGACGAUCGUGUGCGAGCACGGCAGGUGGACGCCGCCGUCGCUCAACUGCAGACGUAGGCCUGAAGUCAGGCCAAUCCAUUCUCUCUGCGAGUCACCUCCCUUGUUGCUUGCAGGUGACUUCGCCUUGUCCUAUCAGCUGAUAGCUCCCCGUGACCUGCAUGUCUCCAACCACACGCACGACAAGCGGCAUGGCACAGUGGUGGAGGUGUCAUGUCGCGAAGGGCUGCAGCUGGGCGAGGGCGUCCCGAGCGGCCCCCGGCACGUCAAGUGCAUUGACGGAGAGUGGACCAGUCCGGGACUCCAAUGCUUCGGUCAGUGAGCAGCUCUGACAUCGAUGACAGACAGCACAGCACACACCAGAUUCCUUUUUCUCAGCUUCGUGUGGGGGGUAUCCUGACCUUGGUCCCCACUACCGCAUCGAGGGUGGGUCAGGCAGCGUACGGCAUGGUGCCGUGCGGACUGUGACGUGCAGAGAGCCCUACCGGUCGACAUCAGGCGCUGACAGCGCUGUCGUGUACUGCUCACACGGCCGAUGGACAGAGCUGGACCUCAGCUGCGAAGGUGAGUGAGUACCACGGAUCAGCAAUUGAUUCCCAUUGACGCUGCUUGUUCUGCAGCCCCGUGUCCGCGGUACGAGGCCCCGUCACCCCCUUGCGUGGUUGUCAACACGUCUCGGGCCAACCACACCAGCCGCCCGCCGAACAUGCACCUGGGUGACGUGAGGCAUCAGGGGGGCUGGAUAGAGAUCGGCUGUGACAGGCGGAUCUCCGCAGCAUCGUGUCACAAAUUCGGCCAGGACUGCGCGGCCGACCCGCAGCGGAUUUGGUGUUUGGGGGGCAGGUGGCAAAAACUGACGCUCUCAUGCCACUGUAAGCCAUCCGCUACUGCUGCAUCCUAAUGAUGAGUCCUGUAGCCCCUCCCUCUGUGCGUCUGUCUGCAGACAACUGUCCUGGUUUGGAGGACUUCAAGAUCACCAACACCCGUGCGCGGCCGGACCUUUCUUGGCCCCGCUACACUCUCAAGUACGGCGGCAACCGCCAUGGUGACGUGACUGACCUCACCUGCAGCGACGGAUACGUGCCGGUCAACCGAGACAUGACUGCUCAGCAGGUCCGGUGCUGGGAAGGCACUUAUGACGUCAUUCGUCUAGACUGCAGGGGUCAGCUAAUGAGAGAGAUAGAGAGAUAGAGAGAGAGAGAGAGGCAAAGGUGUGACGCAAGUGUGUACGCCAUGUGUGUGGUGUGGUGUGGUGUGGUGUGCAGCCGAGUGUUUGUCGUCGGUGCCGCUUCCUCUGCGAGGCUACGUGCAGAUCGGCAGUGACAUCCGGCACGGCAGCCGUCGUGUGGUGCAGUGUGACGAGGGUGAGGGCUACGGCAGCAUCAUUCCCAACAUGACGCAGGAGACGCUCUACUGCAGCGAUGGAUACUGGUCCCCACACUCACUCCAAUGCAGAGGUCGGUGGGUGACAAAUUUCAUGGAUGCACGGACGUCUCAGUCGCACCGUCGUGUGGUCUCUGUGCUGUGUGCUGGCUGUGUGUGAUUGAUUUGUCUGUCUGCAGUGUGGUGUGAGAGUCAGUACCUGCAGGAAAUUUGCCAACCUGAGCAGGACGAGUGCACAGGCCCCUACCGGUUCGAGCCGCCUCUCACCAUCGCCGACACAUAUCCCUCGCAAUUUUCAGUCGACGUGCGGUGAGGAUUCUUCAGUGCUGCCUGCAUGCCUGUAUCUCACUGGGCUCGUGUGUCAGGUGCAAUGACGCGGAGGGCUAUGUGCCGACGUCCUUCGAGCCCACCGGCAACACCUCCCAGAUUGACACGACAGAGACGCUCAGGUGUCUCGGCGACCCUGCAAACCCUUCACACAGCUGGUCGGACCUCACUCUACAAUGCGCUGGUGAGCAGAUCGUGUAAUGCGAGAGACAAAGUAAGUGAUUUUGCUGUUGUGUCUUUUCUCCCAGCCCCCUGCGUGACGGAUCACCUGCUGCGUCUCGGGCAGUCGAUUGUGCAGCGGUGGAUAUACGCGUCAGAAGAAACGCGGGUCAUCAACGGCAGGCUCACUGGCGACCAGGAGAUCCCUUCUUCCGUCUACCACAACGCCCGGGUGGAGCUGACGUGCGCUGAGGGUUUCAACAGCAGGUUCCUCAAUGGCAGUGGGUAUCCGACGAGACAGAGGUCGCUGGUAGAGUGUCGGAACGGCCAGUGGACAGACGUCGAGCUGGAAUGUGCCGGUGGGUGGGCUCGAAAGGGGGGCUCUUGUCUUGUCUGUCAUGUGUGUGUCUCUCUCUAUUGUGUGGUUGUUGCUGCCAGCCUCCUGCAAGGAGUAUGAGUAUCCCGGUGCUGGGUAUGAAGUGCAAGAGCUCCCCUACAUUGGGGCCCUCUUCCACGGCGCUCGCCGGGUGCUGCGGUGCGACCCACUUGUGGCCUCCGCUGCUGGAAACACGACUGAGGAUUCUCUGGUGUGCGUCAACGGGGUCUGGACACGAAAGACCAUCACAUGCAAAAGUAGGUCUGCCCCACGAACACACGAGAAACAGACAGCACAUUGCUUGAUGUCAUAUGCAUUGACGUUGUGAGUGUGCAGGGAGCUGA
Messenger RNA from Vitrella brassicaformis, 4473 nucleotides. Lineage: Eukaryota; Vitrellaceae. The record is from the annotation of a GenBank genome assembly.